CUUGUAAGCACUGUCUCAGUGUGUUGCUCCAGUACAGGCAGACAACAUGGGGAAAGGUUUCUUCAUCAGUAAAGCUGUUGGAAUAGUGGGUAUCAUCCUGGGUGCGGGGGCCCUGGCCACUAUCAUAGCUCUAUCUGUUGUUUACUCACAGGAAAAGGCAAAGAAUAAUCAGGUUUCACCAGAAACAACAACCAAACCCCCUGUCACGACACCUGCUCCGUCAAAUGAACCUUGGGACCAGUAUCGACUGCCCAAGAACCUGGUGCCGGACCACUAUAAUGUCACCCUGUGGCCACGACUGACUCCAGAUGAGACAACUAAACUCUACAUCUUUACUGGUCAUUCCAGUGUGGAGUUCAUGUGUGCUGAGGAGACAGAUCUGAUUCUUAUCCACUCCAAUAAGCUGAACUACACCAAAUUUGAGAAUGACAUCAUGGCGAAGCUCACCUCAGUCAGUGGGGCCAAAGCCCCCUCAAUAAAGUCUUCCUGGCUCCAGACUGUGACUCAAUACUUGGUCAUACAUCUGGAUGGUAAACUGAAAAAAGACCAAAAGUACCACCUGUACACUGAAUUUACUGGAGAGCUGGCUGAUGACCUGGGAGGAUUCUACAGGAGCGAAUACAUAGAGGACGGAAAGAAAAAGGUUGUUGCCACUACUCAGAUGCAGCCGACAGAUGCCAGGAAGGCUUUCCCCUGUUUUGAUGAGCCUGCUAUGAAAGCUAUUUUCCACAUCACACUGAAGCACGACAGUGGAACUGUAGCCCUGUCCAAUGGCGAGGUAAAAGAAUCAAGCACUAAAAAUAAUAUCCAGACAACAGUUUUUAAGCCAACUGAGAAGAUGUCCACCUACCUGUUGGCAUUCAUUGUCAGUGACUUUGCCUACAUCAAUAACACCAUUGAUGAUGUUUUGAUCCGCAUCUUCGCCCGGAAGUCGGCUAUUAAUGCUGGUCAAGGAGAGUACGCCCUUAACAAAACUGGACCAAUCCUUAAGUUCUUUGAGGAGUAUUACAAUUACAGCUACCCUCUGCCCAAGUCUGAUCAGAUAGCUCUACCAGACUUUAAUGCUGGAGCCAUGGAGAACUGGGGUCUGAUCACAUACAGAGAGACAGCACUGCUCUACGAUGAAGCAUUCUCCUCCAACUCCAACAAACAGAGGAUUGCUACCAUCAUCGCUCAUGAACUGGCUCACAUGUGGUUUGGUAAUCUGGUGACCCUGAGGUGGUGGAAUGACUUGUGGCUGAAUGAAGGCUUUGCAUCUUACGUUGAGUACCUAGGAGCAGAUCACGCUGAACCUAAGUGGAAUGUGAAAGACCUCAUCGUGCUCGGUGAUGUCCACAGGGUGUUCGCUGUUGAUGCCCUGGCCUCUUCUCACCCUCUAUCCUCUAAAGAAGAGGACAUAAAGACACCAGCACAGAUCAGUGAGCUGUUUGAUGCUAUCUCAUACAGCAAGGGAGCGUCUGUGCUGAGGAUGUUGUCAGAUUUUCUUACUGAAGAAGUCUUCACAGUGGGACUCAGGACCUACCUGACUGAAUUCGCGUUUGGGAACACAGUCUACACAGACCUAUGGGAUCAUCUGCAAAUGGCUGUUGUGGCUAAUAAAACUAAGCUUCCUGACAGUGUCCAUAACAUCAUGAACACCUGGGUGUUGCAGAUGGGCUUUCCCGUGGUUACUAUAAAUACCACGACUGGGGCUGUAUCCCAGGAGCACUUUCUGUUGGAUCCAGACUCUGAAGUCACUACUGAUUCUCCCUUUAAAUAUCAAUGGAUUGUUCCAAUCCAGUGGAUGAAGACUAAAGACAUCCAGGGACUGAAAUGGCUGGAGAGUAAAUCAGCCACAAUUAAUGAGAUGAAGACAACAGGAGCUGAGUGGGUACUGGCCAACCUCGACGUGGUGGGGUACUACAGAGUCAACUAUGACCAGGGCAACUGGGACAAACUUCUAAAUGUUCUGACGACCAAUCAUGAGCUUAUUCCAGUGAUCAACAGAGCUCAGUUGGUGGAUGAUGCCUUUAACAUGGCCAGAGCAAAGGUCAUCCGUACAGAACUGGCCCUUGAUACCACCAAGUACCUGAAUAAGGAGAGGGAAUAUAUGCCCUGGGAGUCAGCGCUCACCAACCUGGACUUCUUCUACCUCAUGUUUGACCGCAGCGAGGUUUAUGGUCCCAUGCAGACUUACCUGAGGAAACAGGUCACCCCUCUGUUUAAAUACUAUGAGAAUAUGACUGAUAGCUGGAGCAAAGUACCUGAUGGACACAUGGAUCAGUAUAAUCAGGUGAAUGCUAUCAGCCUGGCUUGCAGAACAGGCCAUGAGGAAUGCCAAAAUCUGACCAAGACAUGGUUCAAACAAUGGAUGGACACUGAUGAAAAUCAGAUCAACCCCAACCUGCGCUCCACUGUGUACUGUAAUGCCAUUGCAGCAGGUGGCGCUAAAGAGUGGGAGUUUGCUUGGUCAAAGUUUGAGAAUGCCACCAUCGCUACUGAAGCUGAAAAACUCCGCUCUGCCCUGGCCUGCACCAAGCAGCCCUGGCUGCUCAACAGGUACCUGGAGUAUACUCUGAACCCAGACAUGAUCCGAAAGCAGGAUGCAACCUCCACCAUUGUCUACAUUGCCAACAAUGUGGUUGGUCAGCCUCUGGCAUGGGACUUUGUGAGGGCUCGGUGGUCAUACAUUUUCACACAGUAUGGUGGUGGAUCAUUCUCCUUCUCCAACCUCAUCAAUGGAGUCACAAAGCGCUUCUCCACUGACUUUGAGCUUCAACAGCUGAAGCAGUUUAAGGAGGACAACUCUGAGGUUGGUUUUGGCUCUGGGACCCUGGCAGUGGAUCAGUCCAUUGAGAGAACCACCAGCAACAUUAAAUGGAUCAAAGACAACAAGGACAAUGUUCUGAAAUGGUUUGAAGAUGAAGUAAAACCUAACUAACUCUGUGUUUACUUGUACUUCAUGUAAUUUAAGAUGGUCCUUUUUUCACCAAAAUAAAUAAUGCUUGGAGAUUCUACAUCCUAAA
Molecule: messenger RNA, 3005 nt
Organism: Epinephelus lanceolatus (giant grouper)
Lineage: Eukaryota; Metazoa; Chordata; Actinopteri; Perciformes; Serranidae
Product: aminopeptidase N-like
Biological process (GO): proteolysis; peptide catabolic process
Cellular component (GO): plasma membrane; cytoplasm
Molecular function (GO): peptide binding; metalloaminopeptidase activity; zinc ion binding
Source: RefSeq, a predicted model, not a curated record